Molecule: messenger RNA, 624 nt
Organism: Postia placenta MAD-698-R-SB12
Lineage: Eukaryota; Fungi; Basidiomycota; Agaricomycetes; Polyporales; Adustoporiaceae
Exons: 1
Coding region: 247-507 (86 amino acids)
Source: RefSeq, a predicted model, not a curated record
UCGCCCACAAAGCGUCUCGGACCAUUGUCGGACCGCAACAUGAAUCGUGCAUCUUCGCCUGAGGGCUCCACCAGUAGCACGAGUACCACCGGGGCCCUGCACAUCCCAAAGGGUCGCGAGCGACACUCGGGUAGCCCUGCAAAGCGGGUGCCCUUGACACCGAAAGCUGUCGGGCUAAGCAAGAGCAUGAGACGUCGCUCGAAUAUUGGCCCCACGCGCAGCGACCGUCCCCGGCGGCGGUCCAGUAUGAUCCCGCAGCUCUCGCCGGUCGACCGGGAUGCGAACGAUUCCGGUAACUCGUCGCACAUCUUGGGCAAGAGCAUGGGUGGUGCGCGGCGAGUGCCUUUCGGGAAUGGGGAACGGUCUCCAGCGAAGCGGCCGAAGAGAAUGUCACUACUAUCGCUGUCAUCAGCAAAGUCGGGCGCAUCUGCACGGCUCAAGCUGCCCGAUGCCAACUCCAGCGCGGAUAUCAGCUUCCGGGGAAUGGGGAAGCCGACGUGGCGAUAGAGGUAAAAGUUGUCGCUAUGAUUCGUGAGUUUGGACCCUCUAACUCGUUCUAUGUAUCACUUCGCGAUGUCUGUAUGAACGACCACUCAUGACCUCUCUACAUUUUGCUAUGUUUGA